AUGUAUGCUGCGCCAAACAGAUGGAAGUUUUUUAUAUCUGUGAUGAGUAUAAUAGAUGUCGUUGCAAUAUUACCUUUUUAUAUUGGCUUAUUGAUGCCAGACAACAAAAGCGUUUCUGGUGUAUUUACAACGUUACGAGUAUUUCGAGUAUUUCGAGUGUUCAAAUUUUCUCGUCACAGUGUUGGUUUACGAAUACUCGGCUACACUUUGAAGUCAUGUGCAUCAGAACUGGGCUUUCUUCUAUUUAGUCUAACAAUGGUUAUUAUUAUUUUUGCUACUGUUAUGUAUUAUGCUGAAAAAUCGGUUGAAGGGACCACUUUUUCCAGUAUUCCAUCAUCAUUUUGGUAUACUAUCGUCACUAUGACUACACUUGGUUAUGGAGAUAUGGUUCCAGAGACAAUAGUUGGAAAAAUUGUUGGUGGUAUGUGUUCACUUUCUGGAGUGCUUGUAAUUGCUUUACCUGUUCCCGUUAUUGUAUCAAACUUCUCUCGUAUUUAUAAUCAAAGUCAAAGAUCUGAUAAAAGACAGGCACAAAAACGUGCCAGACAGGCAAGAAUAAGAUUAGCUCAACUCAUGGCAACUGUUAAUGCUUGUGCAGAAAAAUCCGGAAGUCCAGAGCCGUCAGUUGAUGAAGAUUACGAUGGUGAUAAUGAAACAAAGAAAUCCGCCUAUUUCGAAGUCAAAACAACCACAUCAUACUCAUCUACUUCACCCGCGUCACUAAUAAAUGCUAAUCAGUCAACAGGUAAAGAUCUAAGUUAUGAUACAUCAAAAAAUUCAACAGGCAGUGAUCUGACAAUCAGUCAUCAUUCAAAUUUAACUCGAAGUGGCUCAUUAACCUUAUUAAAAAAUAAAAAAAGGAAUCUUGUUAAUGAAUCAUGCGUUAAAACAGAUUAUUCAGAAUUAGAUAAUAUGAAUCAACAGUUUGAACAUAAUCUUUCAACAUCUAAUCAAUCAGUCUCUGGAAAAGACAAACUAUAUGAAACAAAUAAUUUAUCAGGGAGGAAUAACCAUCAUUUAGUAAGACAAACGCGCGGUAAAGUCUUGCAUUCUUCUAGUCUCAAAUUAAGUAAUAAACGCAAGAUAGUAGAUCGUACAUUAUCUCUUAAUGAUGGGCUGCAAAGUCAACAAAGAAAAGAUCAAAGAAUAAGUGUUGAAGACAAGAAUAACAAACCGUCAUUCCUACCUAUAUAUAUUUACCCAGCUAGCCAAAGCAGUUUCUCAGAUUCAAGCAUGGAUAAACAAAAACACUCAAAUGAGCAGCAGAAACAUACAACAAAAAGUAAAAAAAACAAUAAAUGUAAGAGUUCUCACAAAGCCAAACUAACAUUUGAAGAUCUCAUACUGUUACAGCAAAAGCAUUUAAUGGAUUGUUUGAAUGUGGUGACGGCGAGAGCAACAAUCAAUGAACAAAGAGAAUCAAACAGUCAUUUACAUGUUAAUAAUCCUUUAAUUAGUGCACUGGAACAUGGAAACUUUAAGCAUCAUAGACGUCUAACAAGUGAAUCUAUUUCGAAAAUCUCCCGUUUAUUGAGGGUAAGACAGUCUAUAUCAAAAGAUUUGUAUGAAAAUAGAAGAUCUACAAGUAAUCUUAAAGACUGUGAUAAUACCAAAAAUAAUAAUGCUGGGGUUGGAUGUAGUGACCAUAUUUCAAAUGUUGAUAAAAUAACUGAAAGCCAAUCUGCCGUUCAUCGUCGUGAGUCUAAUCCUUUUCGUCAUUUGCAAGUCUUCCGUCUACAUGGUUCACGGAGUCAGCAUGCAUCAGAUCGUCGAUGUUCAGCAAUCCAUUUAACGACAUUUUCUAAACGAAAAUUAAAUCUUCAUAAAUUCAAACAUAACCAUGGUUAUCGUAAUUUUUAUAAAAAAAUAAACUGUUCCACAAAUUCUGAAACUGAUGAUAAUCAUAAUAAUAAAAAAAUAGUGAAUAUGAAAGUCGUAAGUUCUUCACAAAUACCAGACAAAGCUGACAUAAUGGACAUAGAUGCGCAUUCUCAUAAUGAUAAUUCUAAUGUAGAUAACUCAGUCUAUCCUUCCUAUAGUGAAACAAAACCGUUGUUAGAUAAUUCAAGGUUAACUUAUAGUGAUGAACUUGGCUUGAGCGAUUUGGUAAACGAAAAAUCGUUUCUUACAAGGGAUCCAGGUUUCGCAUCAAGUCCCACUUGGCCAUCUUUUAGAUUUCCAUCAAAUUCGUUCCAAUCCAAAUCCAACUUCAAUUUUACUGAUAAGUCAUCCAAUAAUUAUGGGAAGUCAAUUAAUCCGUUUGACAGUGAUAGUUGGUCUAAUGAGCAUAAUCUAGUUAAUACAGCUGCCUUGCCUAAAUCGUCCUUCAGUGCUGCGGUUUAUCCGGACUCUGUGAUAUUUUGUACAAGUUUCAAUACAAAAGCAAAUGUUUCAUCUCAGUCGUCAUUUGUGCAAUCCAACCCAAUGUGUUCGUCGUUGGAAGAUGAAAAUCUAACCGAGUUUGCUAGUGCACAGUCACAUAUUUCAAUCACAUCAACAUCACAUCCGAACAGUUCGUCAGAUAAUACAACCAAUAAUUUUAUUAAUAAAAUAAUUACCCACUCUCAAAACUGUCCAAAAUUAUCGUUUCCUAUUGAUAAAAGUUUGUAUAAAAGUCAUAUUAGUUAUGCAAAAUUAAGUCCCAGACUUUCAUAUUCAUUUCCCCAUGAAUUAUAUCGCAAUGUUUCUCCAGAUUUGAUAAAACAAUGCGACAAUCAACUUAAAAAUUCUCCCUCAAAACUCGUUAAAUCGAAUACUGAGAAUUUGACUGAUAUACAUUCAACAAAAGGAGUAAUUAGGUAUUUGGAAAAUCGUUACAGCUGA
Messenger RNA from Schistosoma mattheei, 2823 nucleotides. Lineage: Eukaryota; Metazoa; Platyhelminthes; Trematoda; Strigeidida; Schistosomatidae. The record is from the annotation of a GenBank genome assembly.